AUGAGGGUGCACAAUCUCUGCGGCCCACCGCAAUUCAUCUUCACAAUCAAAGAGGAAAGCAAAGAAGAUUUGGAAUUAUCAGAAGAUGGGAGAUCAAGAAAGGGGUCGAGGACAAGAAGCUUGAGCGAUCUCUUCGUUGACGGCGCCGCCCCUUUGGAUUGCUACCGCCACCACGGGAACAUCAACCCGCUGUUCGAGUCGCUCCCGGAGGCGGAGCUCCGGCGCCUGCGGUCGUCGCCGCCGCCAAAGUUCAAAUUUUUAAGGGACGCGGAGGAUAAGCUGCUGCAGGAGAAGGCGGAGAGGCGAAUCAUCGACCAGAAUCUUCAGCAAGAUUCGAUUUUGGAAGAUGGGUCUUUUCUCAAAUUUCUUAAUGUGAGAGACAAGAUUCACAAUCACGCAAAGCAGUGGCAUUCUACUGAUAAAGAGCAGAUAUUCUUCUGA
Molecule: messenger RNA, 441 nt
Organism: Salvia hispanica
Lineage: Eukaryota; Viridiplantae; Streptophyta; Magnoliopsida; Lamiales; Lamiaceae
Source: RefSeq, a predicted model, not a curated record